AUGUUGGGUCGUGGCGGCGCAUCCGUUGCUCGAGUUCGAGCACCUCGCCGUCUCCUUCGCACCGUAGACAGGUCUCAGCUGUCGACAUGGCCACGUCUAGUUCCGCACCAAGCGCUUGUGGCACAUUCGAAAGUUUGCGUUGAUAUCCGCGCACGUCUCGCCCGCGACGCGUGGGCCCGCCGCAACGCCGAGUUGCUGCGCGUAUUCCCCAGAGUAUUAGCCACAUCUCCUUCAAACGAUUCACUGCUCCAGACACUGCGACGUCUGAUCCGUGUGGCGCUCCACUUCGCUAAGCUGCUGGGACUAGCGCUUCCCCUUGCGCUCACGGCUCCUGUGGCGGUGGCGGCUGGCACUUUGAUGCCUACAGUUGUAGAGCGGUGGUGGGAGCUUGCUCUAUGGCUGGCUCAAUAUUCCUCUCCAACUGUGAUGAAAUUUCUACAGUGGGCGAGCACCCGCCGUGAUAUGUUCCCCGCGUCAUUCUGUGACCGAUUCGAGACGUUCCACGAGCACGCACCAAUGCAUUCGUGGGCACAGACCGAAGAUGCGUUAAGUAUGGCGUUCGGAGACAAUUGGCGAGGCAUAAUGGAGGUCGACAAUCAUCCUAUUGGCUCUGGGUGCAUUGCGCAGGUGUAUCGAGGUCUUAUCAAGGAGACGAACGAGCAAGUGGCAGUCAAGGUCAUCCACCCACAUGUGAAGCAAAUGGUGGCAUUGGAUCUGCAACUAUUACAGACUUUUGUGGCAUUAUUUGAAGCCAUACCGACACUCCGAUGGCUCGGUGGGAAGGAUAGUGUCACGGAGUUCGCGUCUCUUAUGGAGAGACAGCUGAAUCUACGGACGGAAGGUGAGAAUUUGGCCCUGUUUAGUGAACACUUCCGCAACCGCAAAGGACUCCGCUUUCCUGUUCCCGUGAUGGAUUAUACAACGGAGAAUGUGCUAGUGGAGAGCUUCGAGGACGGUCUACACUUCAGCGAGAUCUUGUCACAAAUGGAGCCGCCACGUCGGAAAGCCGUCGCUCGGGUCGUGCUGGAAGCGUAUCUUCGCAUGGUUUUCCUCGACAACUUUGCUCAUGGAGACCUGCAUCCAGGAAAUCUUCUGUUUGACGAGCAAGUUCGGGGCAGGAACUCGCGUGUGUCGCGCUCUGAAGCCAUUCGGAAUGCUGGCGUGGUCGUCAUUGAUGCUGGUAUUGUGACGAAGCUAGAGCCACAAGAUUUGCGUAAUUUUGUUGAGUUGUUCCACGCAGUAGCAACUGGAAAUGGAUACAAAGCAGGUGAGCUUAUUGUGGCAAGAAGUAAGGGACGAAUAGGUCCGAAUGGAGCUGUGAUUCCGACCAAGUGCAAAGAUCUCGAGUCGUUCUGCACUGGGAUGGAGCGGAUUGUGAACGACGCGUUGAGUUGGCGACUCAGUUUGAAGAAGGUGCACGUGGGCGCUCUUCUUCGCCAAGUGAUGGAGCUUUGCUGUACACACGAAGUCAAGCUGGAAGGGAAGUACGCUUCUAUCGUUGUCUCUAUUGCGGUUCUGGAGGCAGUAGGACGGAAACUUGACCCGGAUCUCGAUAUCUUGGCAGUCGCUCUCCCGAUCAUCACACAGUCACUCGUCAAGAACGUGCUGAGUUGA
Molecule: messenger RNA, 1614 nt
Organism: Phytophthora infestans T30-4
Lineage: Eukaryota; Oomycota; Peronosporomycetes; Peronosporales; Peronosporaceae
Product: glycoside hydrolase, putative
Exons: 1
Coding region: 1-1614 (537 amino acids)
Biological process (GO): protein phosphorylation
Molecular function (GO): protein kinase activity; ATP binding
Source: RefSeq, a predicted model, not a curated record